Lathyrus oleraceus (garden pea) is the source of this 534-nucleotide messenger RNA. RefSeq lists its product as uncharacterized. The transcript has a single exon. The record is from RefSeq and is a predicted model, not a curated record. Lineage: Eukaryota; Viridiplantae; Streptophyta; Magnoliopsida; Fabales; Fabaceae. Bases 1 to 534 code for a protein of 177 amino acids. Gene Ontology annotation, molecular function: RNA-DNA hybrid ribonuclease activity; nucleic acid binding.
AUGGAUCUUAUCAAGUAUAUUUCUGAAAAGCCAACAGUAACUGAAAGAAUAACCCGAUGGCAGAUGUUAUUGACUGAGUACGACAUCCAAUAUGUCACACAAAAAGCUACCAAAGGAAGUGUGUUAGCAGAUCAUCUUGCUCACCGACCAAUGGAGGAUUAUCAACCCAUACAAUUUGACUUCCCCGACGAAGAUGUUAUGGUGAUAAAGUAUUGUGAGACCCCAGGUCCAGAUGAAGGACCUGAACCAGGAUCCCAAUGGAAACUCAUAUUUGACGGUGCCUCAAACGCAAAAGGAAAUGAUAUCGGGGUUGUCAUAACUUCUCCAACAGGUUACCAUGUUCCAUUCACAACUAGGUUAUGUUUCACUUGCACUAACAAUAUGGCAGAGUAUGAGGCAUGCAUCCUAGGACUCGAUAAAGCCAUCAAUUUAAGAAUCAAGAUCUUAGAAGUAUACAGAUAUUCUGCUCUCGUUUUCAAUCAAAUCAAGGGAGAAUGGGGAACACAUAAUGCUAAGAUAAUAAAGUGUCGAUGA